Molecule: messenger RNA, 1428 nt
Organism: Periophthalmus magnuspinnatus
Lineage: Eukaryota; Metazoa; Chordata; Actinopteri; Gobiiformes; Gobiidae
Product: gap junction alpha-3 protein-like
Exons: 2
Coding region: 173-1249 (358 amino acids)
Biological process (GO): cell communication
Cellular component (GO): connexin complex
Source: RefSeq, a predicted model, not a curated record
GCCACAAGUUACACCUCUCGGGUACUGGGCUUUAUAAUUUUGUUCAGGAGGGAACUUUUUCAGCGGUGUCCUGGACUCGUCUCAAAGGAACUUUUAAUUUUAGUACUCUAAACUACUCAACAGACGCCUGUUCUGGUUUUCCCGAUAAACUUGUGUGGUUAUUUGAGGCAGUAUGGCGGACUGGAACUCCUUGGGGAAGCUGCUCGAGAGUGCCCAGGAGCACUCCACUGUGGUGGGGAAAGUGUGGCUGACGGUGCUGUUUAUCUUCCGGAUCAUGGUUCUGGGCGCAGCAGCAGAGAAGGUGUGGGGCGAUGAGCAGUCUGGAUUCACCUGUGACACCAAACAGCCCGGUUGUCAGAAUGUCUGCUACGACAAAACUUUCCCCAUCUCGCACAUCCGCUUCUGGGUCAUGCAGAUCAUCUUUGUGUCCACUCCCACACUGAUUUACCUGGGCCACAUCUUGCAUCUCGUGCGCAUGGAGGAAAAGGAAAAACAAAAGGAGAAAGAGCUUGCACUGCAGAGUGAGAAACAGCAGCAAUUAAUGGACAUAAAAGCCAAAAAGGCCUCAAUCAAAGACAACCAGGGCCAUGUGCGCUUGCAGGGUGCAUUACUCCGGACCUAUGUCUUCAAUAUUAUUUUCAAAACCUUGUUUGAAGUGGCAUUUAUUAUAGCUCAGUAUUUUUUGUAUGGGUUUCAGUUAAAGCCCAUGUACACUUGUGACCGCUGGCCAUGUCCCAAUGUAGUGAACUGCUACAUCUCUCGACCCACUGAAAAGACGGUCUUCAUCCUCUUUAUGCUGGCAGUGGCCUGUAUCUCUUUGCUGCUCAAUCUGGUGGAAAUGUAUCACCUCGGCUUCACUAAAUGUCAUCAGGGCCUCCGCUACAGACGCAACAAGGCCCGGCUCGAGGCAGCCAAGCCCCUGAGUGACAGUGUAAUUCCUUAUGUGCACGGAUAUAACUACUACGGAGGCCACACUGCGCCUGAACCCUUUGCCCCAGAGCCCAAGUACAGCCUACAAGAGCCUUCUGCUGCUUACAGCCCAUACAACGGCAAGGCAGUCUACAAACAAAACAGAGACAAUCUGGCAGUAGAGAAGAGAGGGAAAACUGAAGAUGACAGAUACGAAAGAUACGAGAGGAAACCAUCGAACGCAGGUUUAGAGUUAUUGCUACUAGAACAACAGAGGAGAAACAGUGUGUCUAGCAAGCCCAGCACCACCAAGAGCAGGAUGGAUGACCUGCAGAUCUGAGGACUUAACGACAAACUUUGCUGCUGUCAUGGUACCACUUUAUAAUAACAACACCUUAAUACGCCUUAAGAAAACAUGAACAAAGACUAAAUUCAUUAUAAACAAAUUGUUUUGUUAAGAAUUUUUCAGGCGAAGUAACUACUUAAUUAAGGGGUUAGGAUUAGAGCAUUAAUUAAUUA